Messenger RNA from Turnera subulata, 390 nucleotides. The record is from the annotation of a GenBank genome assembly. Lineage: Eukaryota; Viridiplantae; Streptophyta; Magnoliopsida; Malpighiales; Passifloraceae.
AUGGGAGAAGCAACAUUUGCUAAACAAUCCGCUCCCCAUCGCCUUCUUGUAACGUAUAGGGAAUUUCCACCGACCAAGAAGCUCCAGAAUGUGCCCCACCAGAGAACACUAUACUUGUCUCUUGAACUUCUUGGUCGAGCUGGUCUUUUGGACGAGGCUUUUAAUGUGUUGACUUCAAUGUCAAUAGAGCAUGGAUCUGAUGCCUUGGCAGCCUUCAUUGGUGCAUGCAAAAUUCAUGGUGAUGUAAAAUUAGCGAGAUGGGCAUCAGAAAAGCUUUUUGCAAUGGAACCAAAGAAACCUGUAAAUCAUACAGUUAUGUCUAACAUUCUACAAAGCCAGCAGCCUCAAUUCAAUUCAGUUCAUAAAGAGAAAAAAUGGAGAGAGAUUUGA